CAUUCCCAAACCUUGGCCCGAUGGAGGUGGAGGCAGCUGUGAGGAAGAGGAAGAUGCCCCAGGACACCCAGGCAGACAAGGAGCUGAGGAUGGAGACCAGGGAGGACAAAUCCCCACAGCAGAACCUCGUGGAAGAGGCUGUUUUGAGUGUCUCCACAGCCCAGGAAUCCAACGGGGAGGAAAAGCCACGGAGAUCCUGGACGAGGAGGGGCUGCAAACGCAGAUCACAGGGAUCCAAGGGGAUAAGAGCCACCUUGGGCCGGAGAGGCGGCCGGAGCGCAGAGCUGGGGUUCCAUGAGCAGCUUCACAAUGGAGAGAAGUCCUACAAGUGCUCAAAAUGUGGGAAGAGCUUAAGCCAGAGAUCCUCUCUGAUCCGCCACCAGAUAAUCCACACCAGGGAGAGGCCCUAUGAGUGUGAGAAAUGCAGGAAGAGGUUUCAUAACAGAUCCACUCUCCUCAGGCAUCAGCGGAUUCACACGGAUGAGAGGCCCUUCUGCUGCCCCGACUGUGGGAAGGGCUUCAAGCACAGCUCCACCCUCGUCAAUCACCGACGCAUCCACACCAGGGAGAGGCCCUAUGAGUGUGGGGAGUGUGGGAUGAGCUUCACCCAGAGCUCCACCCUGACUGCCCACCAGAGGAUCCACACAGGGGAACGGCCCUAUGAGUGUGGGCAGUGUAAGAAGAGCUUCAGACGGAGCUGCCACCUGAUCCACCACAUGGGAGUCAAUUGCUGUGUAAAAACGCUCGCUCACGGAGUCCACACAGGGAAACGGCCCUAUGAGUGUUGGGAGUGUGGGAAGAGCUUCAGGAGGAGCUCCGAACUGAUCAUUCACCAGAGGAGCCACACAGGAGAGCGGCCUUACGAGUGUGAUAAAUGCAGGAAGAGGUUUCACAGCACUUCCCAUCUCCUCCUGCACCAGCGGAUUCACACAGACGAGAGGCCCUUCCGCUGCCCUGACUGCAGGAAGGGCUUCAGGCAAAACUCCACCCUCAUCAGGCACCGGUGCAUCCACACUGGGGAGAGGCCCUACGUGUGUCCCGAGUGUGGGAAGAGCUUCUCCAGGAGCUCAAACUUGACCCAACACCAAUGGAGGCUCCACAGAGGUGCAAGUGCCCCGGGGGUGGGAAGAGCAUCAUGUGCUGCACCAGCUCCAUCCCUCGUGGGAGGAUCUGCAUUGGAUGAUCCCCAGUGACCCCCAGUGGGCAGGGCCCCAGUGAUCUGUGCGGGGAAGACACCUGGCUGGGGGACUCCACUUCCUCCUGGAUCUCUGUGGGCACCUGGACACAUCCACAGACCAACAUCAGAAAUCCAUUGUGGACAGCAGAUUUGUUGACUUCUGACCCCAAAACUCACUUUUUGCAUCCUCUGUAAAGUGGUGACAUCAAGCAUCAAGCAACACUGGAUGGCCUUGGCCUGCUCCAACAUAAAUCCAUCCUUUAAAUUCCCUCUGGCCCACGGGCAUCUUCCACAGCCAAAUGGGGAUGGAUUGGGGAAAAACUCACAAUUUUGGAGACAGUGGGGUGAAAACCCUUCCAAAAAUGGUUCUUCCCACCCACCCAAGCAUGUGGAUGCUCUGCCAGCAGGGACACCUAAAUCUUUUUGUUUUGGCCUUGAAAGGAAAAGGUUUCUGUUCAUCCCUUUGAAAGCCCUGAAACAGGGGUAAAAAUAAAGAUGUUGAGCUAAGGCAUGG
Messenger RNA from Cyanistes caeruleus (blue tit), 1691 nucleotides. Lineage: Eukaryota; Metazoa; Chordata; Aves; Passeriformes; Paridae. The record is from RefSeq and is a predicted model, not a curated record.